GAGUAGUGUGAUGGCAUUUGUGACUUGUGACAGUAAAAUCUGUCCAAGUAAUCUAAAGUGGCAAAUAAAACAAUACCAUUCAAUUGAUAAAAAACUGUGACGCAUAUUAAGUAUAAAUAAAAUUUCUGUUCAUUUAGAUUAAUAACAAAUAUAAAAAAAAGAAUACAGUGAAAUAAAAAAAUUCCUCAAGUUGCCGGACUAUUGGAGAACACUAAUGGUCUUAACGUAUUAUUUUACGCCGUUACAACGCUGAACAUGAUGGAAUUUAUUUUCUUUUUUUUUUUUUUAUUACUUCAGAAUUAUGCUAAAUUAUCACCAACUGUUAUAAUAAUGGAUAAUAUUUAACAAAGAAAUAAUUAUUAAAAAUAAUUAAUAAAAUAUUAUUCUUUCGAUAGAAUGUAUGGUAAUAAAGAGCCAACUGAGGAGAAAAAAAGUGGUAAAUUAUUUAGUGAUACUAAAAUUACUGAUAACAAAAUUGAUUUAUCAGAAACAAAAAAAAAACAUUCGACACAGCAAGAACACAAAUUUAUUUCAAAUUCAGAACUAAGUAAUUGUCGAGUACAACCCUAUCCAUUUACAUUUAUCUCAGCUGUAAGGCAAAAAUUAGCUUUAGCUGUCCAACAUGACAAUGAUGAUAUAAAAAAAAAAUUACCACAAGAUUUGGUGGGGAAUAAAAUUGAAAAAAUGGAUUUUAUAAAGCCACUAAAAGUACCUAAAAUAAAUCCUAAAAUAUCAGAUUAUUUUUCUUCGUCUCGUGAAAAUACAACACUGCGAAAAAAUUUAUCACCAAUUCAAUCAGUAAUUCAACAAUCAGAGGAAAUUAUUUUGCAUAAAGAGAGUGAUAGAAUUUCUAGAAGCUCAGAUCGUGUGAGUAGGAAAUUAGAUUUUUUAUCGUCUCAAGAAUUAUUAAAUGAUGAUAUGAACGUGAAAACCCCAGAUGUUUCAUCUCAGUCAUUUUCACGAAAAAAGUUUGACCACUCGCGUGAUAAUUCUCGUGAAAAAGAAAAUCGUAGCAAACGGAUUAAAAAAGAUGAUUUAAAUUUAUCAAGAGAAGGCGAUUCAUCUAUCGAAAGUAUAAAACGAAUAAGAAAUUCAAAACAUGUUUCACGCCGAGAUAUUAAAGAUUUACUAUCAAAUUCUUCAAUAAAAAGUGACCGGCAUACAACGCAUUUAAUAAAAGAUAAUGAUCCAGUAAAAAAAACGAAAACAAAAAAUUUUGGGUUAUCUAAUAAAAAAGAUGAUGAAAAAAAAAUACGCUCAGCAAGUUUACAUUCAGGAAAAUUAUCAAGAGAUAAAUCUCUCGAAGCACGAGGAAAAACAACAAGCAGUGAAUCGAUAAGUGAUCGCAAUUAUAAACUUCAUGAUUAUAUUACCGUCAGAGAAGGUUCAAGAUCUUCAAUUAUUGAUACAAAUCAUAAAUAUAAUAGUAAUGAUUGUCAAAGUCAAAGUUCAAAUGGUUUAUCUCAAAUUUCCGAUCAACAAAAAUAUCAUAUUGCAUUAGAUAGUAAACAAUUGAAGCAUCAAUUUAAUCCAAAAGAAUCAUAUAAGAAAAAUUUAGAAAAAACAAAAUUAUCAACAAAUAAAAUCCAUCAUCGAUCAAGUGGAAUGUCAGUUCAUGAUUCUCGUUCAGAUGACAACGAAUUAAUUACUAAAUCAGAUAGCAUAUAUACAGAAUUAUCAUCUCAGCAACUGAAAAAUAAAGAUGAUAAAAUAAUUGCAAUUAAUAAUCCCAAUCCAUCGCAAAAUUUAACAUCAUUUGGUGAAUUAAACAGUAUUGGUGUCAAUAAAAAAAUCGAUGCGUCUCAAUCAUCGGAUGACUUAUUUUUGGAUUCACGUAAAAUAUCAUUUCGAGAUCAUAAUUAUUCUCCACAAGAAGAGUUUUGUAAUUUAGUAACACCUAAUUUAAAUUUAGUUUCUCGGCCUAAAAGAAAAAAAGAUUUACGUUGUAAAUCAUUACUAAAGGAUGAUUUAAUACAAGGAUCUAUGAAACAAAAAUCUCAUCCAUCGAAUGAUAAACAAGAAGACAUGCCUUUAUUACACCCAACUGCACUGCACAUGCAAUUUCAAGCAGAAUUACAUUUAUUUGACUCGUACAAUGAAUCUAUUAGACAAGUUAUAGAUGUUGAAAAUUCAUUAUACAAUGUAAAACAAGAUCAAGCAAGAGAAAAAUUACAAAUGCAACAGUUAAUGGCUGAUACUAAUAAACAUAACUCAAUUCCAUCAAAAGUUCAUCAAGUUAACAGUAAUGAUUUGAUAGCUAAAGAAAAUAUUGACAUAGAAGAUGAUAAAGUGAGUGUUAAAGUUGCAGAAGUACAAACUCAAACAGCAAAUGAUAUUGCUACACAAACAGAUACAUUAUUUACACGUGAUAAUAAUGAGUCACGGUUAUUAUAUCCUGAAAUAACAUAUACAACAGAAUCUUCAAUAAAUACACCUAAGAUGUCAUUAAAAACAAUUGAAUUUGAAGAUUUUAAUCAAUUAGAUGAUAUUUCUCUGCCAAACAAAAUGAGAACAAUGUCGGAGAUAAGUUUACACGAAACAACAUCAUCGAUAAAAACUGAAACUGGCACUGAAAUAAACAUAUCAACUCGUGAUGUAACUUGUUCAUUUAACAAAGAUAUUGAUUUAGAAAUGGCCCAAUUAAUUAAAGAUGAAAAACAAAUGUAUGAUAAAAUUGAAAUGUUAUUUAAAUCCCGUGAAAAAACUUUACAUGAUCGUACAAGAAAAUUAGUUAAAUUAGAAGAACAAAAACGCGCACUAAGAGAUACGGGACAAGACAGUCGAAUUAGUUCAGUAAAAAAAAAACAACGAGCUUUAUUAUUAAAAUUACAGCAAGAAAAAGAUGAAAUGAAUCGAUUGAAAGAACUACAUAAAUUAGCAAGUCAAGAACGUAAAGUUAUGUUACAAAAACAAAGGAAUAUGUUUAAUCCACAAAUGUCAACAAAAAAUUUUUUAACUAAGCUAAAACGUAGCGCAGAUAGUCAGUCUCCGAGAAGAUUAUCAGGUCCGAUGAAAGGAUAUGAUAUAAGAAGUAAUAGUUCUAUCAGUUCAUUAAUAGACUCAGAUAAAUCGCAAAUAGAUCGAUCACAAUUAGAUGAAAAAAUGAUUACUUCUGAUGUAAGUAUAAAUGAUAAAACAAAUGAAAAAUCUUUACAAGGUUUAGAAACUUUAAUGUCUCAAAAAAUAAUUGACUUGAAAAAUGAUAAAUAUAAAAAAUUUUUUGAAGAAUCCAGUAAUUCAUCGCAUUUAGAAAUUUCAUCACCUCAAAAGUGUCAUCAAAUGAGAGCACGUAAAUUUGAAGAAAAAAUGCCAAAAAGUGAUUUAUUAUGUUUGAAAGGAUAUCAUUUAGAACUUGGAUCAAAAUUACAACGGGCACAUCAAAACAGUAAUAAUAAUAACAAUAAUAAUAUAUCUGUUAAUAAAACUUUAGAUAACUCGUCAGAUAUUAAAACUGAGUCUGAUACAUUAGUUGAAGAGUUAUCAAAAAAAUCUAAAUUGAAAGAUAGAAAUGAUAUAAUUGGUGAUAAUGAUCAUGAAAUAACUAAGAAUUUAAAGAAAAGUGAUAAGCCAAUGAUUAUUGAACGAGAUUCAUUGAAAAAAUUUCAAUAUAAUCAGGAAUCUAAAGUAAACAGUAAACGUAAAAAUACAAAAAAUUUAAAAAGUAAAUCUCCGGCUAAUGUAUUGACGGAAAAUUUAUUAAAAUCAAAGUUGAAUUUACAUACUACUGAUGAUAUUGUUAAGUACAAACGUUCAAAAGUUGAAAAAGAAUUACUGCAGCCAGAUGAUGAAUAUCGACAGCCAAUACUUGAUGGAACAAAUUUAAAUGACAGUCAAAAUUCAUUUCAAGCACUUGUUAAACAUUCACAAGCUGUUAAAGAAAAAAACAAUAAGCUUUUACGUGAUAUUGCCAAUGAACGUGGAACUGCAGAAAAUAUAUCAACACAACAUAUGAUUGAAAAUGGUUUAAUUGAUUAUAACACUACUAAUAUCAAUAUGAAAGAUGGAGAUAUACAAAAUCUUGGAAACAUAUCGACUAGAUCACAAGUUAGCACUUUUACUAUUUCACGUCACAGUUCUGGAGAUAGCGAAAAGAGUUACUCAAGAUCAGUCGUAAUUAGAUCACAACAAGAUCAUCAGUUCAAAACAUCCAAAAAGUUAGAGCAAGUCUUACAUGCACGAGAAGCUGCUCUUAACACCCGUCGCAAUUGUGUUGAAGAUUGGAUUGCCUGGCAUGCAAAGCUUAAAGCAGAAGAAAAUCGUGUUGCUCGUAUGGAGGAAGCUGCUUUAAAACUUGUCACUGCAACCACUAAUGCUUUUUCUUGCAAUGAUACAACAAUAUCUUCAGACACGAGUGAAGUAGAGGGUAGAGUUGAACUACUUGCUGAACAACUUGCAGAAAGACACGCAGAAAUGGCCAAACUUAAAAAGGAAGCUCGAAGACAAGCUAAGCAAAGAUUAAAAACUCUUGAGGCAAAUUUACUUAAUCAAAUAACUAAGUACGACAUGACGAUCAAUGAAAUGCGGAAUAAAUUAGAACAUAAACGAAAUUCAAUGAAAGAAAGUGGUAAACUAGCUAUUGAAGCAAAAUCAAUAGCUGAUUUAAAAGUACCUGAGAUACCCAUAAAACGUAUUCAAGAAAUUUAUAAAAAAAAUGAAUCAUUGCGUUCACAUUUAGAAUCUGAUAAAAAUCAUAACAAUGCAGUUUAUCAAUCAACAAGUUCAUUUGUAAAUAAAAAUAAUGAUCAACAUCAUAUAAGUCAUAGUAUUCAAUCAGUUUUAGAGAAAGCAAUAACUCCAAGUGCAUCGAAAAAAAUUAGCGAACCGUUGAAUAGUAAAAAAGUAGACAAAAGCGAAGUCAGCUCAAAACAAUCUUCGAAUAUAUUAAUAUCGUCCAAUGGGACUGGACAAAAAUCCAAUAUUUCAACAUCAAUUAAUUCAAAAAUAAGCACCAAUGCAAGUAGUAAUAAAAUUUCAUCAAACCAAUCAUCAGAUAAAGAAAUAAAUGAAAAUAGUCCAAGUAUAUUUUCAAAUAAAAUAAAUUCAUUACAUCUUAAUAAUGAUAAUCUAACUGAAGAUAUAAGUACACUAGAAAAUGAUCUCAAGACAUUAUCAGAAUUAGUAUCACGUUUCAGUAAAAAAUCAGACAAAAAAUUACGGUCAGGAUAUAAUCAACCUGAAAGUGAACUAAGUACAUUAAAAGAUAUUACUGAAGAUUUAUCUAAAUCCGAAGUUGUUGAAGCAACAAUUCACAGUAAAUCAAAAUCAUCAGAAAAUAUAAUUGAUGUAUCAAAAGUACAAGAUCAAUCAUCUAGUAUGAAGACACAAGUUGAAACUAUUCCUGAUGACGCAUCUACAGUAUUACCAACUAAAUCAUUAGAAUCAAAAUCAUCCGAUGAAAUUGAUUUUGAAGCUAAGAGCAAAGAAAUUCUCAAUGUCAUUGAAAAAUCAAUUAUUUCAGAACAUUGUAAAUUAUCAGCAAGUAAUUUUGAAAUUACUGGUGCUGCAUUAGAACAAAGUAUGUUAAAUUUACAUAAAAAUAAUGAAGCUCUGUCCUCGGACUUUAACUCAUUAGAGGGUGACAUUAAAUCAAUAUCAGAAAUAAUAUCAAAAAUGAAUUGUAGUCAAAAUUUAAGUACUGUUGCUGAUAAUUUAACAUCUUCUCAUACUUCGGACGAUUCAUUUUCACCUCAACCAGUCAACGUACCCAGUUUAGAUUUAAACAAAUUAGAACAGGAUUCUCAAAUAACUAUUGAAGAAAUUGAUAGUAAUAUAAGUAAUUCAAUGAUAAAUCAUGAUAAAUUUUCGCAUCAAGAGAUCGAUUAUUCAACAGAAACUGUAGAACAAUCGAGUGAUAAAAUAACUGAAAAUAAUGAAAGUAUUGAUGAGGAACAAAAAAAAUUAAGUAACAAUGAUAGUAAAAUAAUCGAAAAGAUUAACAGUAAUGAAAAUAUAUUAGAAACUAUUAACGACCGUAAUAAAAAUACUGAAGACACAACAUGCACUUCGGGUUUAGAAUCCAAAGAUUCUGGUCAAUCUCCAUUAAAUACUUCGAGAAAAGAAAAAAGUGAUAAAGAUGAUGUACCUUCUGAAGAGCGUAAUCACGAUUGGGAAAGUUAUAAUUCAUUAGAAGCAGUUUCGCGAGAUAUUGAAGACCAUGAAUUAUCUCAAUUAGAUGAAAAUUCAGAAGAACACAAUGAUCUGAAUGAACACACAAUGAAUUCAUAUAAAAAAGAUUCAACAAAUGAUACGGAAAUUGAAGAGUCAUUAUUUAUUCCAACUGGAGAAUCAACCAAUAUACAUGAACUCCAUGCUCAACUAAAAGAAAUGACGAUUGAUAUGCUGCAAGGAGAAAAUAAAAGUCAUACUGAUGAAUUAAGUGAUAUUUUAGAUAUUAUUGCACGUGAUCAAGCACCAGAAUUAUCAAAGCCACUUGAUAUUCCAAAUGAAUUGAACGAUGAACCACAAGACGUUCCCUCAAAUAACAAUGAAUUAAAUAUGACAACUGACUAUGAACCUGUUUUACAAAAAAUAACUGAAUCUUUACAAAGUCUUGAAAGAAAUAUUGAAAAACAUGCUCGUAAUAAAGAAUUAGGUAACGUUUAUCGUACUGGUGAUAAGGUUGAAAAUGUUGAGGAAGUAGAAAAAAUAGACUCAAAAAUAAAACUAAAUGAAUAUCUUGAUGAAGCUUUAGAUUUAUUACAUGAAGAACAUAAUGAUAAAAAUAAACUAAAUGAAGGUACUGAAAAAUUAACGACAGAGUUACAAAAUUCAAAUAAAUUAAAAAUUGAUAAAUUUAAAAAAUUCAUUUCACAUACGACCCAAGUAAAAGAUCCUGAUUAUGAAGAUAUUUCUGAAGAAAGUCUUGAAGUAUCAGAAAUUUUAGAUAAAUCAGAGAAUUUAAAAUCUCAAUCACAAAAAUCAAACAAAAUGCUAGAAAAAUAUGAAGCAGUACAACAACCAGAUAAUGUACUACGGAUACUUGAUGAAAUAUCACAAAAAUCUUUAUUGAAAAUCACCACUGAAUCUUUUAAUCAAAAACCUUUGAAUUUUAUUAUUCAAUCUGAAGAUUAUUUAGAUAUCAAUCCUAUCGAAAAUUUAAAAUCUACAGACAAUACUGGAGUUGUUAUAGAAGAAAUUUAUGAUGUUGAAAAUAAUGAAGAAAUUAAUUCGGAAAAAUAUAGCGAACAUGAUAAAGAUUUGAGUAAGAAAGAUGAUACUUCUGCGGAAAUUAGUGAAGAUGCUGAUGUUGCUGAAACACCUAGAGGAAUUUCUGAAAUUGAUAUGGAUUCAACAAAGGAUCAAAAUGAAUCGCGUUUAGAUAUGGAAAUAUUAAAUGAUAGUUUAUUAGCUGAUAAUGAAAGUAACAGUAAAUGUUCAAAAGAUUCAAAAGUUGAAUUUAAAUCUGAUGGUGUACAUACGACUUCAGAAAAAGACAUUGAAGUAAUGAUCGACAAGUUGCGAGCUUCGUUAAAUCAACCAGGAUUGGAAGUAGUAGAUUUGAAUGCAAGACUUCUUCGAAUCGAACAAUUACAAAUAGAACUACAGAUAAAACAAUUAGAAGCAGAAGAAGUGUCCUAUUACAUUAGAGAAAUUCCGAAUAAACCUCCACCGCCUUACACGCCACCCAGCAUAGGAAGUUUAUCAUCACCGGAAUCAUCACCAACAUUAUCACACGCAAUUGUACCAACAAAUAUUGAUGAGUUAACGGCCUUUACUGAGAAAGCAACAGUCAUUAUAUUUGAUGCUAAACAAUCGGGAAAAGAUAUAAUGGCGUUAGAAGCACCACCGGAAAUAAAUGAAUUACAUAAUGACAAUAAUAAAGUAGUUAAAAAAGAUCGUAAAAUAUAUAAUACAUUUUUAUUUGAUCUUUGUAAAGAAACAAUAGCUGAAGUUUAUCAAUUGGACUAUGAAAAACCCGGUCCAAGUUGGAUCAAACCGAAUGUUAAAACAAAACCAGUUAUUAAAAUUCCUAAAACAAUUGAGGAAUUAAAUGAUUAUGUUAAUAAAGAAGUAGCUACAUUGUUUGGUUUUAAAACAAAGUUACAACGCGAAAAUAUGGUAAUGCGAUGGAGUAGAAAACGACGAGAUAGAGUUGAUGAAUUAUUAGCUAGAGAAGCUCAAGCUGAAGAAGAUGAGUGGACGAAAUUUCAUCAUGAUGAAUUAGCUGUAAAAAAUGAACUAACUGUAGCGAUACUUGGUACGUUAAUUUUAGAAACAACUAAUGUUGUAAAAACUGUCUACGCUAAAAAACGGCGAAUAAUGUUUUAAUUUCAUUGCUCGGUUUAUGUAUUAAAGAUAAAUUACAUUUAUCUAUUGUUUUUAUUCUUUCUUUAAGACUUAAUUAAGUCAUGCUCAAGUACUCAUAAUUAUUAAGUAUCAAUAUCAGCAGCGAAAAUUUUUAAACCUAAGACUGACUACUUCGGGGCCAUUCUUUUGUCAAAAUUAAGUUACAAUUUUUUCUUACACUCAAUUUAAUAUGCAAAAAAAAAUAAUUGUUUUAGAUGUAAUUUUUUACUUAUGUACCUGCAAUAUUUUGUGUAUUUUCGUCUUAAUUUUUAUUAAUUAAUUUUAUUACGUUUAAUGUUAUAGACUAGAUAUUUAAUUGACAAAUUUGUGUUCUGUUAUGAUCAAAAGAGUCAAAAAAUGACUUUAAUUAUUCAUUAAACUAUUUAUCAUAAUAUUAUUAAAUAUAACUAUUGUUAAUACUUUGUCCAUACGUUAUAUAAAUAAUAAGUAUUGAGAUUGAUACGAAGAAUUUAAAUUAAAAAAUAUGUAGUGUAGUUAU
Microplitis mediator is the source of this 8785-nucleotide messenger RNA. RefSeq names its product centrosome-associated protein 350-like. Bases 397 to 8268 code for a protein of 2623 amino acids. The transcript has 6 exons. Gene Ontology annotation, biological process: microtubule anchoring. The record is from RefSeq and is a predicted model, not a curated record. Lineage: Eukaryota; Metazoa; Arthropoda; Insecta; Hymenoptera; Braconidae. Gene Ontology annotation, molecular function: microtubule binding. Gene Ontology annotation, cellular component: centrosome.